Aegilops tauschii subsp. strangulata is the source of this 399-nucleotide messenger RNA. NCBI's taxonomy places the organism in Eukaryota, Viridiplantae, Streptophyta, Magnoliopsida, Poales, Poaceae. The record is from RefSeq and is a predicted model, not a curated record.
AUGGCAAGGAACCAAGAUGCCGCGGGCGAGGAGAGGAGGGUGGCCGCCGAGGAGAGGAAAGUGGCAUUGGAGGAGAGGAAGAUGGCCAUGGAGGAGCGAGCUAAGUUGUUGGAAUGGGAGAAGCACUUGUUCUUCUUGGACACAUCUUUGUUCAAUGAUGCACAAAAGGAGUAUGUCAACCUUGCCCGUGAGGAAGUCUUGAUCCAAAAAAGAGUCAUGAUUGGCGGCAUGGGUGGCGGUGGCCUUGGCGACAUGGGUGGCGGUGGCGGCAUGGGUGGUGGUGGCCUUGGCGGCAUGGGUGCCGGUGGCCUUGGCGGCAUGGGUUCCACGGGUGGCUUUGGAGCUACCAUGGGCGCAUGGGUUCCAUGGGUGGCUUUCGAGCUACCAUGGAGACCAUGA